CUCCUCCUCCUCUCCUCCUCCUCCUCCUCUCCUCAGCAGCAGGAUGGACGUGGUAAAUCAGCUGGUGGCCCAGGGCCAGUUCAGGGUCCUGAAGGUUCCUCUGGGCUUCAUCAAAGUCUUACAAUGGUUCUUUGCCAUCUUCGCCUUCUCCACCUGUGGCAGUUAUUCUGGGAUGUUCAAGAUGGCGGUGGAGUGUAAGAACCGGACGGACAGCGACCUCAGCCUCAGUGUGGACUUUGAGUAUCCAUUCAGACUCCAUCAGGUGUACUUCGACGCCCCCACCUGUGAGGAGGGGAAGACGGAUCGUGUCUUCCUGGUUGGAGAUUACUCAUCUUCAUCUGAGUUCUUCGUCACCAUUGGUGUCUUCGCCUUCCUCUACUCCAUGGCGGCUCUCAGCAUCUACAUCUUCUUCUACGAGAAGUACAAGGAGAACAACAAGGGUCCUCUGAUUGACCUGGGCGUGACCGCAGUCUUCACCUUCAUGUGGUUGGUGAGUUCUGCAGCUUGGGCCAAGGGUCUGUCCGACGUGAAGACCGCCACCGACCCAGACAAGGUCAUCACUAUGAUCCCUGCCUGUAACAGCGAGAGGAACCGGUGCCGUGAAGUCCACGACCCGGUCAUGUCCGGACUCAACACGUCUGUGGCGUUUGGUUUCAUUAAUCUGAUCCUGUGGGUCGGGAACCUCUGGUUCGUCUUUAAGGAGACGGGGAUCAUCGCUCCCUUCAUGCGGGCUCCGCCCCCUCAGGAGAAACCCGCCCCCGACGCUUAUGGCCAGCAGGGGGCGUACGAACAGGACCCGUACGCCAGCAACCAGGGGGGCUACCAACCUGACUACAACCAGGAGGCAGAAUACGGUCAGGGCUACGGCCAGCAGGGGGCGCCAACCUCCUUCUCCAAUCAGAUGUGAGCCGGCAGGAAGCAGGAAGUGUCAGAGUGAACCAGCCGUGGGUCGCCUGCAACCUACCCACAAUGCAACACUCCUGUCAGUCUGCAGCGUUAGGGUUAGGGAGGGGGUGGGGUUAAAUGUUCACUACAAUCAUACUUGUGUAAAUGACAAAAACAGAAUUCUAAAUAAGAAAAGUCCCCAACAAACCAACACCAGUGUGAUGAGUGGGACCAGUGAUGAUGUAACCUGUGGACAGGAUGUGUGUUUGUGUUGUAGACAUCACUUUCACCAGAUAAA
Molecule: messenger RNA, 1183 nt
Organism: Austrofundulus limnaeus
Lineage: Eukaryota; Metazoa; Chordata; Actinopteri; Cyprinodontiformes; Rivulidae
Product: synaptophysin
Exons: 8
Coding region: 44-907 (287 amino acids)
Cellular component (GO): presynaptic active zone; synaptic vesicle; synaptic vesicle membrane
Source: RefSeq, a predicted model, not a curated record